CAGUGAUCACAUUUCUUUAGUUUACACUGUUGAUCCUUGGUCGAAGUAGUUUGCCGCAGACGUCGAGACAUGAAAUUCCCGGUACUGUUUUUGAAUCAUGGUGGAGGCCCGCUGCCCUUGAUGGGCCGGCAGCUCCAUUUAGCAGCCCAUAUGAAGCAAGUCGUUAAACAGCAUCUUCCGUUAGAGAAACCUAAGUCGAUCGUUGUUCUGUCAGCUCACUGGGAAAGCGAUCCAAUUAAGAUAUCAUCCGCCGAAGCACCAAAGAUGUACUACGAUUACAGCGGAUUUCCACCGGAGACGUAUAAAUAUCAGUAUCCAGCUCCAGGGUCUCCCCAACUUGCGACCAAAAUUCACAGUCUUUUCGAGGACAAUGGUAUACCUAGUGAGCUAGAUCCGGCUCGGGGCUUUGACCAUGGAGUUUUUGUACCCUUGAUGCUCAUGUAUCCCGAUGCUGACAUCCCAGUAGUUUGUGUGUCCCUUCACAGCUCGUUGUCGGCUGACACCAACAUGGAAGUAGGGGCAGCUUUGCAACCAUUAAGAGACGAAGGAGUCUUGAUUCUGGGAUCUGGCUAUACGUUUCACAAUAUGCAUGCGUUUUUCAAUCCAAGCCCAGAGACGCACGAAGCUUCCAAAUUAUUUAACGAAUGGCUCAAGACAACCAUCACUGGCCCUGGGAAUGUGGCGACAAAGCUCAGUAGGUGGGAGCAGGCUCCAGGCGCUCGUGUUGCCCAUCCCAGGGAAGAGCAUUUGAUGCCGCUUCUUAUUGUGAUGGCGGCAGGUGGAAUUGGCACCACUCCAAAAGUAAUUUUUGAUUUACCAGAUGACCACGAAAACCAUGCCGUUUCUGGCUAUUUGUUUGAAUGA
This is a messenger RNA of Phaeodactylum tricornutum CCAP 1055/1, 864 nucleotides long. RefSeq lists its product with no specific name. NCBI's taxonomy places the organism in Eukaryota, Bacillariophyta, Bacillariophyceae, Surirellales, Neidiaceae. Gene Ontology annotation, molecular function: zinc ion binding; ferrous iron binding; oxidoreductase activity, acting on single donors with incorporation of molecular oxygen. The record is from RefSeq and is a predicted model, not a curated record. The coding region runs from base 70 to 864 and encodes 264 amino acids. The transcript is spliced from 2 exons.